AUGGCGCCUUCUGCUACACCACGCAAGCAGCCUCCAAGCGUUGACGACAUUCUACGAGACCACCGUGAGAAGCAAGCCGCCUCCGCAAAACCGCGAUACAUUCCAAAGGCUGAGCGGGAACGGAUCGCGCUCGAAAAGCGCAAGAAGGAAGUGGAAGAGGCACAAAAGAGGCGAGAGGCCAGCAGCGGCGACGACCGAAUAUGGAAGCCCUCACAGGACGGGUCUUCACAGAACGGCGCACCAUCCAUACCUGUAGGCCCACGAGUGAUGCGAGACGCGCCCACCGAGCCGUCGUCUAUGCGAGAUCGCAGAGGUGACAUGGCGCCACCACCGCCACCACCAUCCGAGAAUCGAAAGAGCAAGCGACCCGCCGAGGACAUAGAAGCCAUUAUGAUUCGAGAGCGUUACCUGGGCCCCGAAGCAAACAAGUCGACGUUUUCGGCCGUUAAGAAACGCCAGAGGACUACGGAGAAGAAGUUCAAUUUCGAGUGGGACUCCUCAGAAGACACAUCUCAUCAAUCCCAACUCAUCCCCCAAUCAAGCGCCAAUGGUAGGAUCGUUGGUCGGGGCAUACAAGGUGGUUUUCAUGACGAUGUCAAGACCAAGGCAACACAGAUGUAUGCUCAGAUGAUUGCCAAGGAGGAUCCCGUGCACGGUCAAGAGAGAGCACAGCAACUAUUAGAUAUGGACAGGCGGCGGCAACAACAGGGUGGCCGCGCGCAACUCGACAAGCACUGGAGUGAGAAGAAGCUGGAGUAUAUGCGUGAACGCGAUUGGCGCAUCUUCAAAGAGGAGUUCGGCAUUACGACCAAGGGAGGCGCAAUACCGAAUCCCAUGCGCAACUGGGGCGAGUCGGGGCUGCCAGACGAGCUCAUGCACAUUAUCAACCAGGUUGGGUACGUGGAGCCUUCGCCUAUCCAACGUGCGGCCAUACCCAUUGCUCUGCAAUGUCGCGACCUCAUUGGCGUGGCCAGGACCGGUUCGGGUAAGACUGCUGCCUUUGUCCUGCCGCUACUGGCCUACAUCAUGCAGCUGCCUCGUCUGACGGCAGCUAAUCUCAACGACGGCCCUUAUGCCCUCAUCCUGGCUCCAACGCGUGAAUUGGCACAGCAAAUCGAGGCGGAGACGCGCAAGUUUGCGGCGCCACUAGGCUUCAAUACUGCAGUCCUUGUUGGUGGUCAUCAGAUUGAAGAGCAAGCAUUCCAGAUGCGUGACGGUGCUGAAGUCGUCAUUGCCACGCCCGGUCGUCUGGUAGACUGCCUUGAGCGACACUUGCUGGUUCUCAACCAAUGCACCUAUGUCAUCAUGGACGAGGCAGACAAGAUGAUUGACAUGGGUUUCGAAGAGCCAGUCAACAAGAUUCUCGAGGCGCUGCCCGUCAACAAUGAGAAGCCCGACGACAAUAGCGCCGAAGAUGGCGAUGUCAUGCGGAGGGGCAUGUACCGUCAGACGAUGAUGUACACGGCCACUAUGGCGCCGGCGCUUGAACGAAUUGCGACACAGUACCUGCGUCGUCCUGCCAUGGUGACGGUGGGCAACCAGAACGAGGCGACUGACACGGUUAUUCAGCGAGCAGAGUUGAUCGAGGGAGAAGACAAUCGGAAGAGACGGCUACAGGAGAUUCUCACGUCUGGCCAGUUCAAACCGCCCAUCAUUGUCUUCAACAACAACAAGCGCGGCUGCGAUGCCCUGGCUCGCGACAUUCAGCGGAUGGGAUUCUCAGCGACGACGCUGCAUGGGUCAAAGACGCAGGAACAACGUGAAGCAGCGCUUGCGUCGCUCAAGUCUGGAAAGUCGAGCGUCAUGGUUGCGACUGAUUUGGCGGGUCGUGGUCUCGACAUUGACGGCGUAUCUUUGGUGGUCAAUUUCACCAUGGCGUCAACCAUCGAAGCUUACACACACCGCAUUGGUCGUACGGGUCGUCUGGGAGCGGACAAGCAUGGUGUAGCAAUUACCUUCUGGGGCAAAGCAGACGCCGAAGUGCUCUACGAGCUCAAGAAGAUUAUCUCAAAGAGCGAGAUCAGCAGAUUGCCUGAAGAGUUGCGCAACCACCCGUUAGCGCAGCAAAAAGGCAACAAGAAGGGUGAGAUGGCGAGCAGGCACAUCACAUAG
Molecule: messenger RNA, 2112 nt
Organism: Bipolaris victoriae FI3
Lineage: Eukaryota; Fungi; Ascomycota; Dothideomycetes; Pleosporales; Pleosporaceae
Exons: 1
Coding region: 1-2112 (703 amino acids)
Biological process (GO): mRNA splicing, via spliceosome
Cellular component (GO): catalytic step 2 spliceosome
Molecular function (GO): RNA helicase activity; ATP binding; RNA binding
Source: RefSeq, a predicted model, not a curated record